AUGUCAGGCUCCUCCUGGCUCCUUCUCAGCCUUGUAGCUGUGACUGCUGCUCAAUCCACCACUGACGAACUAGCCAAGACAUUUUUGGAGAAGUUUAACCCUGAAGCUGAAGACCUGUCUUAUCAAAGUGCACUUGCUUCUUGGAGUUAUAACACCAAUAUUACCGACGAGAAUGUCCAAAAGAUGAAUGAAGCUGGGGCCAGAUGGGCUGCCUUUUAUGAAGAACAGUGCAAGCUUGCCAAAACUUAUCCACUAGAAGAAAUUCAGAAUGUCACAGUCAAGCGUCAAUUGCAGGUCCUUCAGCAGAGUGGGUCAUCAGUGCUCUCAGCAGACAAGAGCCAACGACUGAACACAAUUCUAAAUACAAUGAGCACCAUCUACAGUACUGGAAAAGUUUGUAACCCAAGUGAUCCACAGGAGUGCUUAUUACUUGAACCAGGUUUGGAUGAGAUAAUGGAAAAGAGUGAAGACUACAAUGAGAGGCUCUGGGUUUGGGAAGGCUGGAGGUCUGAGGUCGGCAAGCAGCUGAGGCCAUUGUAUGAAGAGUAUGUGGUCCUGAAAAAUGAGAUGGCAAGAGCAAACAAUUAUGAAGACUACGGGGAUUAUUGGAGAGCAGAUUAUGAAGUGGAGGGGGCAGGUGACUAUAACUAUAGCCGCAACCAGUUGCUUGAAGAUGUGGAACGUACCUUUGCAGAGAUUAAACCGUUAUAUGAACAUCUUCAUGCUUAUGUGAGGGCAAAGUUGAUGGAUACCUACCCUUCCUAUAUCAGUCCGACUGGAUGCCUCCCUGCCCAUUUGCUUGGUGACAUGUGGGGUAGAUUUUGGACAAAUCUGUACUCUUUAACAGUCCCCUUUCGAGAGAAACCAAACAUAGACGUUACUGAUGCAAUGGUGAACCAGACCUGGGAUGCAAACAGGAUAUUCAAGGAGGCUGAGAAGUUCUUUGUGUCUGUUGGCCUUCCUAAUAUGACUCAAGGAUUCUGGGAAAACUCUAUGCUUACUGAGCCGGGCGAUGGCCGGAAAGUGGUCUGCCACCCCACAGCUUGGGACCUGGGGAAGGGUGACUUCAGGAUCAAGAUGUGCACAAAAGUAACAAUGGAUGACUUCCUGACAGCCCACCAUGAGAUGGGACACAUCCAGUAUGACAUGGCAUAUGCUGUACAGCCCUACCUGCUAAGAAAUGGAGCUAAUGAAGGGUUCCAUGAAGCUGUUGGGGAAAUCAUGUCACUUUCUGUAGCUACACCUAACCAUUUGAAAGCGAUUGGUCUUCUGCCAUCUGAUUUUUAUGAAGACAGUGAAACAGAAAUAAACUUCCUACUCAAACAAGCACUUACAAUUGUUGGAACUCUACCGUUUACUUACAUGUUAGAAAAGUGGCGGUGGAUGGUCUUUAAUGGCGAAAUUCCCAAAGACCAGUGGAUGAAAAAGUGGUGGGAGAUGAAGAGAGAGAUAGUCGGGGUGGUGGAACCUGUGCCUCAUGAUGAAACAUACUGUGACCCCGCGUCGCUGUUCCAUGUUGCUAAUGAUUACUCAUUUAUCCGAUAUUACACAAGGACCAUCUACCAAUUCCAGUUUCAAGAAGCCCUUUGUCGAAUAGCUAACCAUGAAGGUCCCCUGCACAAAUGUGAUAUCUCCAAUUCCACUGAGGCUGGGCAGAAGCUGCUCCAAAUGCUGAGCCUUGGAAAAUCAGAACCCUGGACCUUAGCAUUGGAAAGUGUUGUAGGAGCGAAGAAUAUGAAUGUAACACCACUGCUCAACUACUUUGAGCCCUUGCUUACCUGGCUGGAAGACAAGAACAGGAAUUCUUUUGUGGGCUGGAGCACUGACUGGAGUCCGUAUGCUGACCAAAGCAUCAAAGUGAGGAUAAGCCUAAAAUCAGCUCUUGGAGAUAAAGCAUAUGAAUGGAAUGACAAUGAAAUGUAUUUGUUCCAGUCAUCUGUUGCAUAUGCCAUGAGAGAGUAUUUUUUAAAAGUCAAAAACCAGACAAUUCUUUUCGGGGAGGACAACGUGUGGGUGAGUGAUUUGAAACCAAGAAUCUCCUUCAACCUCUUUGUUACUUCACCUAACAAUGUGUCUGACAUCAUUCCUAGAACUGAAGUUGAAGAGGCCAUCAGGAUGUCCCGGGGCCGUAUCAAUGAUGCUUUCCGCCUGGAUGACAACAGCUUGGAGUUUCUGGGUAUUCAGCCGACACUGGGAGCCCCUUAUGAGCCACCUGUCACCAUAUGGCUGAUUGUUUUUGGGGUUGUGAUGGGACUGGUAGUGGUUGGUAUUGUCCUGCUCAUCUUCACCGGCAUCAGAAGUCGAAGGAAGAAAAAUCAAGCAAGAAGUGAAGAAAAUCCUUAUGCCUCUGUGGACUUGAGUAAAGGAGAAAAUAACCCAGGAUUCCAAAAUGGUGAUGAGGUUCAGACUUCGUUUUAGAAAAAUCUGUUUUAUUUCCUCUUGAGGUGAUUUUAUUGUAUGAAAAUGUUAAUUUCUUGGUACAGAAAAUAUGAGAUUAUA
This is a messenger RNA of Diceros bicornis minor, 2499 nucleotides long. It is a transcript of the gene ACE2, whose product is annotated as angiotensin converting enzyme 2. Gene Ontology annotation, biological process: proteolysis. Lineage: Eukaryota; Metazoa; Chordata; Mammalia; Perissodactyla; Rhinocerotidae. Gene Ontology annotation, molecular function: peptidyl-dipeptidase activity; metallopeptidase activity. The coding region runs from base 1 to 2418 and encodes 805 amino acids. The transcript is spliced from 18 exons. The record is from RefSeq and is a predicted model, not a curated record. Gene Ontology annotation, cellular component: plasma membrane.